GUGACAGCCACCCUCAGGCACAGGGACACCUGGGGACAGCGGCGGCCGCAGCCACGGGUCAUGGACGCCCCCUCAGAUGAAGGUGACGAUGACGAUGAUGAGCAGCCGCUGCCGCAGGAGCGCCCCCUGCAGGCCGUGGCUGUCCCCUCCGAGGCCGGUGCUGAGGAUGAAGGUGACGAUGACGAUGAUGAGCAGUCACUGGCGCGGGCUCAGGAGCGCCUCCAGCAGAUCAUGGACGCCCCCUGGGAGGCCGCUGACGAUGAAGGUGACGAUGAUGAGGAUGAGGAGUCGGUGGCGCGGGCCCAGGAGCGGCUCCUGCAGGCGCUGAUGUCCCGCGCCGGGCGGGCGCUGCCGCUCCGGGAUCUGGGUCAGGACUGGCAGCUGCUGCGGGAGCUCGGCAGCGGCUCCUACGGACGCGUCGUGAUGGCCCGGCCCCGGCGCGGAGGUGCGCGGGUGGCGCUGAAGCUGCUGUCCAAGGAGCGCACGCCCAGGUGGGGCUUCCUGCGGGAGUUCUGCACUCACCUGUGCCUGCGGGGGGCGCUCACCUGUCUGCAGGUGCUGCCGCUCGCCUUCGAGACCCCCACCGAGUUCGGCUUCGCCCAGGAGCUCGCACCUGCCGGGGACCUGUGCGGGCUGCUGACACCUGGGGUGGGCCUGCCGGAGCCGCAGGUGAAGCGCUGCGCCGCGCAGGUAUCCUCCGCCCUGUCUUACCUGCACGGCCACGCGCUGGUUCACCGCGACCUGAAGCUGGACAACGUCCUGGCCUUCGACCGCCGCUGUCACCUGGUCAAGGUGUGCGACUUCGGCCUGACGCGCGUUCUGGGCUGGCAGGUGCGGCCGGAGCGCGGCCCCGCCCCGUACUGCGCGCCGGAGCUGCUGCAGGUGCGCGCAGGUGAGGCGCAGGUGAGGCGCCUGGAGCCCGCGGCGGACACCUGGGCGUUCGGCGUGCUGCUCUUCGCGCUGCUCACCGGCGCCUUCCCCUGGGCCUCACCUGCGCGCUCCGACCCCGCCUUCCGCCGCUUCCGCGCCUGGCACGGCCGCACCUGCGCAGGUGAGGCCCCGCCCCGCCCGCCGCGCACCUGGCGGGGGUUGGGGCAGGCGGGGCUGGAGAUGCUGCGGGGGCUGCUGCACCCCCGGCCCGCGCGCAGGUGUCCGCCCGGAGAGGUGCUCAGGUACCUGGGCGGGGCCUGGGCAGGUGAGCGGGGGCGGGUGGGAGAUGCAGGUGAGGGGGGACGGGUGGGAGAUGCAGGGGAGGAGGGACAGGUGAGCUCUGAAGAGGAAGGACAGGUGAGCUCUGCAGGUGAGGGCGAACAGGUGAGUUUUGCAGGUGAGGAAGAACAGGUGAAUUCUGAAGGGGAGGAAGGACAGGUGAGAUCUGCAGGUGAGAGUGACCAGGUGAGCUCUGAAGAGGAGGAAGGACAGGUGAGAUCUGAAGAAGAGGAGGGACAGGUGCGAGCCGCAGGUGAGCGGGGACAGGUGAGCUCUGCAGGUGAGGGGGGACAGGUGAGCUCUGCAGGUGAGACUGACCAGGUGAGCUCUGCAGGUGAACAGGGACAGGUGAGCUCUGAAGAGGAGGAAGGACAGGUGAGUUCUGCAGGUGAGAGUGACCAGGUGAGCUCUGAAGGGGAGAACAGCCAGGUGAGCUCUGCAGGUGAGCAGGGACAGGCGAGCUCUGAAGAGGAGCAGGGACAGGUGAGCUCUGCAGGUGAGAGUGACCAGGUGAGCUCUGAAGGGGAGGAGGGACAGGUGAGCUCUGAAGAGGAGGAAGGACAGGUGAGAUCUGAAGAAGAGGAGGGACAGGUGCGAGCCGCAGGUGAGCGGGGACAGGUGAGCUCUGCAGGUGAGGAACAACAGGUGAGCUCUGAAGAGGAAGGACAGGUGAGAUCUGCAGGUGGGAGCGGCCAGGUAGGCUCUGCAGGUGAGCGGGGACAGGUGGGAGCCACAGGUGAGGGUGGACAGGUGAGCUCUGCUGGUGAGAGCGACCAGGUGAGCUCUGCAGGGGAGGAAGAACAGGUGAGCUCUGAAGAGGAGGAGAGACAGGUGAGCUCUGCAGGGGAGAACAGCCAGGUGAGCUCUGCAGGUGAGGGGGGGCAGGUGAGAUCUGCAGGUGAGCAGGGACAGGUGAGCUCUGAAGAGGAGGAGGGACAGGUGAGCUCUGAAGAGGAGGAGGGACAGGUGAAUUCUGAAGGGGAGGAAGAACAGGUGAGCUCUGCAGGUGAGAGUGACCAGGUGAGCUCUGAAGGUGAGGGCGAACAGGUGAGCUUUGCACGUGAGGAAGAACAGGUGAGUUCUGAAGAGGAAGGACAGGUCAGAUCUGCAGGUGAGAGUGACCAGGUGAGCUCUGCAGGUGAGACGGGACAGGUCAGCCCCAGAGGUGAGAAUGAGAGUGGCCAGGUGAGCCCCACAGGUGGGAGUGGCCAGGUGAGCCCCACAGGUGAGGGUGGGAGUGGCCAGGUGAGCCCCACAGGUGAGGGUGGCCAGGUGAGCCCCACAGGUGAGGGUGGCCAGGUGAGCUCCACAGGUGAGGGUGGGAGUGGCCAGGUGAGCCCCACAGGUGACUCCAGGUCCCCCAGUUGUCGGGUGGGGACACCUGGACAGGUGAGAGGAACACCCGGAAGUUGGAUAGAAACACCUGGAGAUGGGAUAGAGACACCUGGACAGGUGAGGGGAACACCUGGAGAUGGGCUGGAAACACCUGGAGAUGGGAUAGAGACACCUGGACAGGUGAGGGGAACACCUGGAGAUGGGCUGGAAACACCUGGAGUGAGAUGGAAACACCUGGAGAUGGGAUAAGAGACACCUGGAGAUGGGCUAGAGACACCUGGACAGGUGAUGGACACACCUGGAGAUGGGAUAGAAACACCUGGACAGUGAUGGAAACACCUGGAGAUGGGAUAGAGACACCUGGGCAGGUGAUGGACACACCUGGAGAUGGGCCUAGGACACCUGGACAGGUGAGGGGAACACCUGGAGAUGGGAUAGAAGCACCUGGACAGGUGAGGGGAACACCUGGAGAUGGGCUGGAAACAUCUGGAGAUGAGAUAGAAGCACCUGGACAGGUGAUGGACAUACCUGGGAUGGGCCCAGGACAUCUGAACAGUGAUGGACACACCUGGACAGUGAUGGACACACCUGGGCAGGUGAUGGAUGGACCCACCUGGACAGGUGAUGGAUGGACCCACCUGGACAGGGAUGGACACACCUGGACAGGUGAUGGACACACCUGGGAUGGGCCCAGGACACCUGGACAGUGAUGGACACACCUGGGCAGGGAUGGAUGGACACACCUGGACAGUGAUGGACACACCUGGACAGGGAUGGAUGGACACACCUGGACAGGGAUGGGCACACCUGGA
Taeniopygia guttata (zebra finch) is the source of this 3356-nucleotide messenger RNA. The record is from RefSeq and is a predicted model, not a curated record. Lineage: Eukaryota; Metazoa; Chordata; Aves; Passeriformes; Estrildidae.